AUAAUAUGACCAAAGUCUAGGAAAAAAAUAACUAAGAAAUUGGAAGAUGGAAUCAAAAACGAAAUUCCGCAGCGUUAUGGGCAGUAUCAUCUAGCCUGACGAAGCCAGCAAGCGAACAAAGUUUUCCGAUAGAAACAGAACAUAACUCAAGAUGACAAACCUAAAAAAGCAAAUUUUGUGUGGCUUGUUAUUAGUGGUUUUAUCCACUCUGUGUUUCGCACACAACUCGAACUCUGGCCAGGAAUUUUUCUUCAGGAGCCUGGUAAACCAUUUCCCACAACUACAAGAUCAAGGCUGGACAUAUGAUAAUGUGGGCAACUAUUGCAAUCUUAAUGGGGUAGUCUGUAACGAAGAUAAUCAAGUAAGAGAGAUAUAUUUGAACGUUGACAAAUUGAAGAAUUCGAGCGGUUUCAUCAAAAAUGUGUGCCAAAGUGCAAAGAAUGAAAUAAGCAAGGCUUACAGAAACAGCAAACGAGCCGGUCAUCCUCAUUUGAACAUAGACGUACAAGAUGAAAUGGUCAUGAAUCUCCUACAGUACUGCAAUUUUAUUCCCAGUAUUGAAAAACUAGUUAUUUAUGACAACAAUGAUCAAUUAGAGUGCUACAAUGAAGGCUUCAAUGGCUUGCGUUUCCCAUGCUACAUAUCUGGAAACAGUAUGCCUGAGUGCAACGAUCAUGACUGCAAGAUUUACUUCAGAAGCCGACCAAACCAAGAUGCGGUAAUCAAAGCGAGCUCUAAGUUCUACGAUCUAAGUGAUGUCGGAACGCCCGUAACGCUCAGCGCUGUAAAUCAAAACAGUAACAUAAACACGACACCAGUUGAAUUGAAGCGUGUUGAACCACCCCCACAAGAUACUGUUCCUCUCAGCUUAACGAGAGUUCCUUUCCAAGAAAUUCAAACCGCUACUACGAAUACGGCGACGGUAGAGACCACUUUCGUCCCUGUCGGUUUUCAAACGGUCCAAGUUCCAGUGGCUCAAGCUGUCGUUCCAGUGACUCAAGCUGAUGUCAUUCCUGCAACCCCUGUUGACGUUGUACCUGUAGAAGUUAUUCCAGUUGUACCUAUUGCACCUGUUGCGCCUCCUGUAGAACCUGUCGUUAUUGAACCUAUUCCUCAAGAACCUAUUCCUCAGGCUAUCCCUGUUGCUCCAGUCCCACAAGAACCUAUUUCUCAGACUAUCCCUGUUGCUCCAGUCCCACAAGAACCUAUUUCUCAGACUGUCCCUGUUGCUCCAGUCCCACAAGAACCUCUUCCUCAGGUUGUCCCUAUUGCUCCAGUCCCACAAGAACCUCUUCCUCAGGUUGUCCCUGUUGCUCCAGUCCCACAAGAACCUAUUCCUCAGGUUGUCCCUGUUGCUCCAGUCCCACAAGAACCUCUUCCUCAGGUUGUCCCUAUUGCUCCAGUCCCACAAGAACCUAUUCCUCAGGUUAUCCCUGUUGCUCCAGUCCCACAAGAACCUAUUCCUCAGGUUAUCCCUGUUGCUCCAGUCCCACAAGAACCUAUUCCUCAGGCUAUCCCUGUCGAACCUAUAAAGCCUGAAGCUAUUCAUAUCAAUCCGAUAAGCAUAGAGAUCAUUCCUUCGCCUGUCAAUGAAGAGCCUAUAGUGAUCGAUGCCAUUCCUAUUGAUAUUGUCCCAGUUCAGCAAGUUGUUGAACCAGUUGUUCAGCCAGUUGUUCAGCCAGUCGUUGAACCAGUUGUUCAGCCAGUUGUUCAGACACACGCGAGACAGAUUGUUCAGCCAGUUGAAACGGCUGUUACCCAAGUACCUCAAGCAAACCCAGUUGUUUUGGCCUCUAGUGCGAUAUCGACAAAUAUUGGCUUGUUGAGCUACAGCAUUUGGCCCAUGAUCAUCGCAUCCUUCAUUAUUAAUUUUGAAUCUGUUUCUAGUAUCAUGCAGUAGAGAGAUAACUCUUGGCCUCGAAAAAAGAAACUGAAAAGGUAAAUUGACCGAGAUAGUUAAACUUGAUCGAAUGAAUCACAAAAGGAUGAAAAUGUUCACUAUUCCUUAAUAAGUUAUGGAUAGUUUUAAAUGACUAAAUGUAGUAGUAAAUACCCCAUACGAAUAAACGCAAAAAAAUAUGUUUUGUUUCGA
Messenger RNA from Schistocerca gregaria, 2092 nucleotides. Its product is annotated as calphotin-like. The record is from RefSeq and is a predicted model, not a curated record. Bases 152 to 1900 code for a protein of 582 amino acids. Lineage: Eukaryota; Metazoa; Arthropoda; Insecta; Orthoptera; Acrididae. The transcript is spliced from 7 exons.